UCAGUUUUGUCUCCAAUUUGUUAACAUCCGUUUUUCGUUUUUACGAAUUUUAAAAAAUUAUUUCUUGUUACAUUAUAAUAUUUGUUUACAACAUAAAAAAUUACUAAAUAUAUAGAAUUAAAGAAAAAUAAUUAGUUUUAAAAAUUAAAUUUAAAUUAUAAAUAAAUAAAUAAAAGAUAGUGUCGGUUUUUUUUUCGUUGAAAAUAUAUAAAAAAUGAGUAAUAAUGAAAAAGAUAUAUCAACAUUUAAGAAAAAAUGGAAUAGUUUAACAAAUGAUAUAAUUUGGAAAUUUGUUUUCGUUCAUGCAUUGUGGCACUCUAUUGCUAUUUAUGGAUUUUUCACAUUUCCUUAUUUAUCUCAUAAAUUGACCUUUUUAUGGAUGAUUAUUUAUUAUCUCUAUGUUGCUUUUGGAAUAACCGGCGGUGUUCACCGUUUUUGGACUCAUCGAGCAUAUAAAGCUAAACUACCCCUUCGAUUAUUUUUGGCUGGUGGAUAUUACAGUUCAGGCAUAUUCGGAAUAUACGAUUGGGUUAAAAUACAUAGAGUGCAUCAUAAAUACACGGAUACAGAUGCCGAUCCACAUAAUGUGAGUCGUGGAUUUUAUUUUGCCCAUAUUGGCUGGUGGAUGAAAAAAAAGAAUCCAGAAUAUUAUAAAAGAUUAAAAGAAAUUGAUAUGAGUGACAUAAAAGCAGAUGCAGUAGUAACAUUUGGUGACAAACAUUUUUAUAUAUUAACAAUUUUAUUGGGUUUCGUUUUACCGACACUUGUGCCAAUAAUUUUUUGGAAAGAAAAUUGGUAUUACGCGAUUUUAUCACAAGUCUUUAUGCGCUUUGUAAUGAUUUUAAAUGCAACUGGUUUAGUCAAUAGUGCAGCUCAUAUGUUUGGAUCAAAACCAUUUAACAGAAAUAUUGUGCCCUGUGACAAUCCAUUUGUUUCGAUUAUAUCAGUUGGAGAAGGAUGGCAUAAUUAUCAUCACGUUUUUCCCUAUGAUUAUCGUACAGGUGGAAUUGGAAAAUAUGAUUUUAAUUUCACAACAUUUUUGAUUGAUCAAUUUAAAAAAAUUGGCUGGGCUUACGAUUUGAAAACAGCAAGUGACGAUCUUAUUAUAGCGACAAUGAAAAAAAGAGGCGAUGGCAGUUUCACUACUGAAAUGUGGAAAGAAAUUCCUGAAAGCUAAAUAAAUUUCAAAUAAAAUUCUAUUGUAGAAAAAAUU
Messenger RNA from Leptopilina boulardi, 1213 nucleotides. RefSeq names its product acyl-CoA Delta-9 desaturase-like. Gene Ontology annotation, molecular function: iron ion binding; stearoyl-CoA 9-desaturase activity. The coding region runs from base 215 to 1177 and encodes 320 amino acids. Gene Ontology annotation, biological process: unsaturated fatty acid biosynthetic process. NCBI's taxonomy places the organism in Eukaryota, Metazoa, Arthropoda, Insecta, Hymenoptera, Figitidae. The transcript has 5 exons. The record is from RefSeq and is a predicted model, not a curated record. Gene Ontology annotation, cellular component: endoplasmic reticulum membrane.